Molecule: messenger RNA, 730 nt
Organism: Microplitis mediator
Lineage: Eukaryota; Metazoa; Arthropoda; Insecta; Hymenoptera; Braconidae
Product: ADP-ribosylation factor-like protein 6-interacting protein 4
Exons: 3
Coding region: 121-660 (179 amino acids)
Source: RefSeq, a predicted model, not a curated record
CAUUAAAAGCUGCGCAGUUUAAAUUUAUCGGGCCACUGAGCUGUGGAAUUGAUAUUUUUUUUCUGGACUUGGACCCAGAGAACUUGGAGGUUAAGAAAAUUAAUUAAUCAAAAUUAAAAAAUGGAUAAGUUGGAAAAACGCGAUCCCGAUCGAGUUAAAAAAUCUAGAAAAAGAAAAGUAUCAAGUUCGAGUUCUAGUUCGAGUUCCAGUUCCAGUUCAAGUUUUGACUCGAGUUCGGAUUCGGACUCGAGUGAAAAAAAAAAACUAAAGCGAAAAAAAAAAUACAAGAAGGAUAAAAAAAAAAUAAAGAAGAAGAUGAAAAAGUUGAAGAAAAAAUUAGAAAAAAAAGAAAAAGAAGUUUUGAAAAACGCUAAGAAUCAGCUGGAAGUUAUUGAGGAUAAAAAAACUAAGACUGAGGUAACUGAUGAUGACAGAGGCGGUCGAUCGAUGGCUCCGAUGACCAAAGAGGAAUGGGAGAAAAGGCAGAGUGUCAUCAAAAGAGUUUUUGAUGAAACCACGGGUAGGCACAGAUUAAUUAAAGGAGACGGCGAAGUUAUUGAAGAAAUUGUGUCUAGGGAUCGGCACAAGCAAAUAAAUAAACAGGCGACAAAAGGAGACGGAAAUUAUUUUGAAAGUCAUUUAAAAAAAAUGAACAAGUGAAAAAAUAAAUUAAUUAUUUGUAUGAUUUUUAAUAAUAAAUUUUUUAUAUUUUAUUUAAAUUUUUAACUGA